Molecule: messenger RNA, 1938 nt
Organism: Aspergillus calidoustus
Lineage: Eukaryota; Fungi; Ascomycota; Eurotiomycetes; Eurotiales; Aspergillaceae
Source: the annotation of a GenBank genome assembly
AUGCUGGCGGUUGAGAAGUCAUGGGUUAAUGUGCAGCAGAAGACAUUCACGAAAUGGCUCAACGAUAAGCUGAAAGUUCGUGAUGUCUUCGUGAAUGACCUGGUACAAGAGCUCUCGAACGGCGUAAUCCUCAUUCAUCUUCUCGAGAUUCUAGGUGGCGACUCGCUUGGUCGAUAUGCUGCCAACCCGAAGCUGCGAGUGCAAAAGUUCGAAAAUGUCAACAAAAGUCUGGACUUUAUCAAGGGGAGGGGUAUUCAGAUGACCAAUAUCGGAGCGGAGGAUAUUGUGGACGGCAACCGGAAGAUUAUCCUCGGUCUGAUUUGGACGCUGAUUCUCCGAUUCACCAUUAGCGAUAUUAAUGAGGAGGGCAUGACAGCCAAGGCGGGUCUUUUGCUGUGGUGCCAACGGAAGACCGCCUGCUACGAGGGAGUCGAAGUUCGAGAUUUCUCAACCAGUUGGAACGACGGACUCGCAUUCUGUGCUUUGUUGGAUAUUCAUCGUCCGGAUCUGAUCGACUACGAUGCCUUGGACAAGAAUGACCACCGAGGGAACAUGAAGUUGGCGUUUGAUAUCGCGGCCAACGAAAUCGGAAUUCCAGAUCUCCUUGAUGUCGACGAUGUCUGUGACGUCGCCAGACCUGACGAACGUUCGUUGAUGACAUACAUUGCCUACUGGUUCCAUGCGUUUUCACAGCUUGAAAGGGUGGAGAAUGCCGGUCGACGAGUGGAAAAGUUUGUCAACAACAUGCAUGGCGCAUGGGAAAUGCAAAACUCGUAUGAGAAGAGGAUGCGGGAACUUUUACGCCUGAUUCGGGCUCAGCGCGAAGAAUGGAAGAACGCCACUUUUGAGGGGACAUACAAGGACGCAAAGGAGCAGGCCUCCCAGUUCGCCCUGUAUAAGAGAAACCAGAAGCGCCAGUGGGUAGCGGAAAAGUCAGACCUUGCGGCUCUCCUGGGUAAUAUCAAAACGAAACUUAGCACGUACCGUCUCCGGGCCUACGACCCUCCGCCAGAGUUAUCUUCCGAGGCCGCCGAUCAGGAGUGGGAAUGUCUGACUAGGGACGAGCAUGAACGCAGUCAGCUUAUCAACGAGACUAUUCGAGAUAUCAAAAACACUCUUCGUCGGUCUUUCGCCGACAAGGCGAAUGACUUUGCGCUUACCUUGAAGACCCUGUCCCUUGCAAUUUCAGGUCUUGAUGGUGACGUGGAAGAUCAACUUGCCCACGUCAAGCGACUUAACGACAACCUUCCGCCACUUGAUGCUUUUCUAGAGACCAUCGCGGAGCUAGAUGACCAGUGCCAGGAAGCAAACGUCGAGGAAAAUGAUUAUACGACGUACACCCUGGACGAACUGUCGUACGAGCUGAGUCUUGUCAAGUCAAGCAUAUCCAAGAAAAUGGCUUUCCUCGAAAACCAACUGGUUGCACGAAACAUGACAAACUUGACCCCAAUUCAGCUAGAAGAGUUCGAAUCCGUAUUUCGGCACUUUGAUCGUGACUCUUCCAACACCCUUCACGAGCUCGAAUUCUCCGCUGCGCUGGCCAGUUUGGGUCUUGUGUAUGACGAAGAGGAGAUGCACGAAGUCUAUGUGGAAACUUGCGGGCCCACUAGAUUGUCCCAGAACGCCGGAGUCAGCUUUGAGCAGUUUAUCCGGUUCAUGGUGAGUGUGACGGAGGAUCAAAAUACUGCGGAGCAAGUCUUCCAAAGUUUCCGCGAGGUUGCAGAUGGCAAGCCGUAUGUCACGGAACUUGACCUCAGGCACUCUCUGAUCCCAGAUGAAAUCAUUGAGCAUCUUGUGAAGACGAUGCCUCAACAUCAAGGUCCAGAUCUCUUAGAAGACAGAGAUCUUGCCAAGUACGAUUAUAUCAGUUUUAUGGAGAAAAUGAUGGACAAGCGCUCCGAAGGACAAAACCACGCCGCUAUCAAUGGUAGCGAUUAG